AUGAAGAAUUGCUCAAAGAACAUCUUGUGGAAUUCGAACAAGCCUUGCGGCAUCACUUUUCACCACGUCCAAAACUCAAGUAAAUGUUGA
Molecule: messenger RNA, 90 nt
Organism: Chondrus crispus (carragheen)
Lineage: Eukaryota; Rhodophyta; Florideophyceae; Gigartinales; Gigartinaceae
Exons: 1
Coding region: 1-90 (29 amino acids)
Source: RefSeq, a predicted model, not a curated record